AUGUCCUCAUUACAAUCAUCAUCACCAAUACAUUCAGUAACAUCGCCAAAUUAUACAGCUGAUUUAUUUAAAAAAUUUAAACUUAAAAAUUAUCGUGCAAUACAAUCAAUGGUUGAAAAUGAUGAUCAAAUGGAUAUGAAUAGUUCUGAUGAAUCAAUAUCUCAAUCUGUAAUAGCUGAUAUUGAUGUUGAACAAGAGUUUGAAACAUAUUAUAGGAAAAUAAAUACACAAAUGAUUGAUACAAAUCUUAAUUCAUGUUUAUUAACACCAGAUAUUGAUGAUCUUAAACGACAAGAAAAAGAACUUUUACAAUCACUUAACCAAGUUGAUCAACAGAAUGAACAAGAUCCAUUAUCAAUCGAAAAUCAUGUCAAAUCAAUGCAAUCUGGAAAAAAACCUCGUAUACCAUGUGAAGUUUGUCAUGAUACAGCAACAGGAAUACAUUAUGGUUUAACAACAUGUGAAGGAUGUAAAGGAUUUUUUAAACGAACAGUUCAAAAUAAAAAAAUAUAUCGUUGUAUUGGCAAUGGUUCAUGUAUAAUUGAUAAAUUUCAACGUAAACGUUGUCAAUAUUGUCGUUUUACAAGAUGUUUAGAAAAAGGUAUGGUUAUUGGAGCGGUUCGUUAUGAUCGAACGCCUGGUGGACGAACACCAGCUAGUGUUGCUCUAUUAUAUAAAUUUAAUAAAGAAAAAUUUCAUUGUCAAAAUCGAGAAGAAUUUAAUAAUUUACUUGAAGAAGUAAUUCUAUCUGAUGCUGAACUUAAAGCAAAUAUAGAAAAUCAAUUAAAUCAAUCAUUAGAUAUAAAUUCAAAUAAAAAAGUUACACAUCAUUUUGAUCAAUUAUCUAUUUUGGAUACAUUAUAUGAUCAUUUAAAACCAUUAACUCAUAGUUCAAUGCCAUUAACAGAUGAAUUAAUAAAAAAAACUUCACAUUUAUUAAUUGAUUCAUUUAUAUCAUGGUAUCGUUCAUUAUCAUUUUAUUCAUUAUUAAGAAAAGAUUUAAAUCAAUUUAUAUUAGAAAAUCGUUGGUCAAAAUAUAUUCUUUUAGCAACAUGUCAAUUUUUAGCAGUACAAUAUAAUCAUAUAAAUCUAAUAUCAUAUGAUAAAUGUUUAAAACGUUUAAUUGAAUAUCAACAAAAAUCAUUACCUUCAUCAAUAUCAUGUGAAAUAAUAGAUCGAUUGAUAAAUUUUUUAUUACAAUUAAUUAAUUUAAAUUUAACUACUACAGAAUUUACAUUAUUAAGUAUAUUAAUUGCUAUUCAAUAUGAUAAAAUAAAUACAACAAUCGAUCAAAAUGAUUUAAUACUACUCGAACAAGUAUAUUUAAAAAAUUUGCAUGAAUAUGAAAAUCAAACACUUUCAUGUAAAGCAGCACAUCGUUUUAAUCAACUAUUACAUAUACGUGAACAAAUAAAUCAUUUAGCAGAAUUACUUCUUAAAGAAAGUCAUUUUUAUUUACCAUAUUUAUUAAUUCCUUAUUAA
This is a messenger RNA of Rotaria sp. Silwood2, 1482 nucleotides long. The record is from the annotation of a GenBank genome assembly. Lineage: Eukaryota; Metazoa; Rotifera; Eurotatoria; Philodinida; Philodinidae.